AUGUGUUGGGUUCUAUUUUUAUUUUCGAUAUUCUCCUAUUUUUCUCCAAUUUUAUCGAUUGAUCAAGAAUGUUAUAUGACUGUUGUGAGUUUGGGAAAUAGUUUUGAAAACAAAAAAAAUACAAGUAUUGCUCAUAUCAAACUUCCCUCACCUCUUCAAUUCCAGCCCGAAAUCGCCAAUCAUUUCGGCUACAAAUCCGAAGUGCACUUGGCCCGCACAAAAGAUGACUAUAUCCUCGAACUCCACCGAUUCCCGUGCGCUAAAAAUCAGCAAACCUGCUCUUCGAAAAAACCAGCAAUUUUCAUGCAACACGGUCUUCUAUCCGAUGGUUUUUGCUAUAUUCCAAAUAUGCCUGAACAAUCGCCUGGUUUCGUUUUUGCUGAUGCUGGUUUCGAUGUUUGGAUUGCGAAUAGUCGUGGAACUCCGGCUUCGCAAAAACAUGUUGGAUUUGGGCCGGAAGAUCAGCGAUUUUGGAAUUUUACCUGGGAGCAAAUGAGCCAAUUUGAUUUGACGGCUAGUGUUGAUUAUGUUUUGAGAAACACUUCGCAGGUUGGUUGUGGGGUCUGAAAAUUUGGUAGUUAUUUUUGUUUCCAGUUUUUUUUCUAUUCUGAAAAAAAUCAGCGCAAAAUUUCAUCUCAAAACCCGAUCAUUUGCUGCUAUCUGCAUUGAUCUUUUUUGAGAACCUGGGAGUUGGAUCUAAAUAUCUUCAUUUCGGGUGACAAAUAAUUUUUCCCCUUUCUUUUCUAUUUUCUCAUGUCCCGACGCUUCACGGGAAAAACCAAGCGUCAUCUUUUUCACUAAACAAGCUCCGCCCACUUCUCUUCUUUUUGCAAGGAAACAAAAAACCUUGAUUUUUAAAAAGCAAGCUUUUCUUUCGAUUUCAAAAUUUCUUCUUUUUUAUAAAAAAACAUUUUUUCCAAAAAUUUCAAUAAGCCCAAUAAGAUUCAAGUUUGUCUGCACAACUUUGGAUUUCUUCCAAGUCUGGGAGUUGGAUUGAAUGAUCAUCACAUCAGGCGAAAAAUGAGAGAAUUUCUCGGGAAAAAUAUGGCAAGCCUGUCGCAAGCUUGCUACGUAUUUUGGUGUUGUCGCCAGCUUGCUACACAAAAACACGCUGUUUUUCGAGUUGCCAACUUAUGUCGCAAGUCUUGCGACAUUUUUGGAUCCUUUUUUGAUGUAGCAAGCCUUGCGAUAUGGAGAAAAUUGCGUCAGUUUUCAGCCUCGCUUGGCACAUUUACUGUAGCCAGAAAAAUAAUUUUGUUUUUUUUUGUUUUGUUUUCCCUAUUUUACACGAUUUCGAAGUGAAUAGUUUAUUUUCAACGCAUUUUUUUGAGAGAUUAACAUUAUGAGCCUAGUGGGAAACGUUUAUAACGUUCUGAAUCGCUGUUUUCCGUAUGGUUAUUAUGUUUUCAAUAAAAAUAUUUUAGGAUCGGUUGGAUGGUGAGUCAACAGACAAAUCAGGCAAUUUUGGAAGAAGGAAAAUGGAUCAACAGUGUGGGAAAGAUACUGAGUGAGUUUAUUUUUAAUCAAUCGAAUUCCUUUUGCGAAAAUGUUCUAAAACGUUUCAUUUGUAGGAUCAGAAUCGUAUCAUCAAGUUGGAGUGCGUUUCGAUUGACCAUGGCUUCACAAAUCGACAAAAAUAGUAUUUUUUGAGCAAUGAUUUGAGGUAAGUUUUUUUUUUUUUUUUUUUUUUGCGAGAUUUCCGCAAAACGCAGAAAAGUUCGCGGGCUGUCUCGACGUGAGUGCAGAGGUAUGAAACACGUUUCAGCGAUAUGAGUCGUGCGCGUGGAUGGUCAAGUGGGUAAGAGGGAUGUGUGUGAGCCAGAGAGUGUCGGAUCGAGGCCGGCCGAGUGAGUAUGAUUACUUAAAAGCGAUUAGUUGUGUCUCGCGUGACCUCUACUUUUUGAUUUUUGAGAGAACACCGCGAGAUUUCCGCGAUUCGCAGACAAAAAUUCGCGAAAUCGCCGCAUGUUCGCGGCGAGGAUAAAUUGUAAUAAUUUCAUGUUUUCAAAGAGGAGAUAGACUACAAUAUUUUUCAUAUUUUAAUAAAGUACUCACAUAUUAAAAAAAAACAUGUGACUCACAUGAUGUGAGUACGUUUUAAAGGGGCUGGGACCAGGCUUGUGCGGAAAAUGGAAAUGCGUUUUCCGAUUUUCGGACUUUUUGGGAAAAUUUCGGAAAAAAUACCAGUCGCAAAAUUUUCCGGAUGAAAAUUUCGGAAAAUUUUUCCGACAGAUAAUUUCGGAAAAUGAUUUUUUCCGAAAAAGUGAAAUAAAUAACCGUUUUCAGGAUUUUUUGCUAAUUUCAUCACAAAAUAAUUUUGUUAUUUCUGAAAAACAUAGAAAGUUGUUAGUAAUAUCCAACGAAAUUACCAAAGUGCCAUGAAAACUGCUAAGUCUGUUGAAACUACUUCAAAAAUUUCCAAAAACCAACAAAUUAGUCUUUAUAUGAAAUUUCUCCAAAAUUUUCCGAAAAAAAAGUCGGAAAAAUGACUUCGGAAAAUUUUUCCGACCUGAUGGAUUCGGAAAAACACAGUUUUCCGAAAUUUUCCGAAAACCUAUUUUCCACACAAGCCUGGCUGCGACGCAAAAAAAAAACUGUAUUUCAUGAAAAAGAGCAUGCUCAAAUUAGAAGAAUCUAUGAACAAUAUAUAUAAUUUCGAAAAACUAUCCCAAGCCUGAAUAGGCGCAGUCUGAUAGCCUGUGUCUUAACAAUAUUUAAUCCAUAGCCUAUGAAACAUUGAAGCAAUCCAUAAUAUUAUAAUUAUAUUAUUUAUUAUUUCAGAGUUCAUAUUCGACAUCAAAGCAACAUCUCAAGGACGCUAAAAUUGUAGAACACCGACAACAAGAAAAAAUACAUUUUCAUCGAAUUUUUAAAGUAUAACUUUGUAAUCGUUUUGUCUUAUAUAUUAAAUGUUCAAUAAAUAGUCUCUUGGUACACUGUUCUCUACAUUUUUUAUUAGGAGGUCCAGCGAUUUUUUAUGACCUCGCGUAUGCGUUCGCAAGACUUGCGACAAAGUAGCAAGGCCUUGCUACACGUAUGUAGCAAGCUUGCUUCAGGCUUGCUACAUAAAAUGUCGCAAGCUGGCUAAAAAUGGUAGCAAGCUUGCUAAAAAUGGUAGCAACUCUUGCCAUAUUUUCCCCGAGUUCUAUCUCUUAUAUUUAUUUGUUCACCGACGUUUCACGGGAAAGAGAAGGCGCUAUCUUUUGCAUUGCAUCAGGCUCCGCCCCUUUUAUUUUUCAUUGAAAAAAAAAGCAUUUUCAGCUCAAAAACUUCCAUUUUUUCAGGAUUUCCUAUAUUAUAUGGGACACUCGCAAGGAACAAUGAUAAUGUUCGCAAGAUUAGCCGAGAAUCCGGAAUUUGGUGCGAAAAUUCGUCAAUUUCACGCGUUGGCACCAGUUGCAACGGUUUCCCACAUUGGUGGAUUGUUCCAGUUAUUUGGAAAGAAAUUCUUGGAAUAUGUGGAGAUUUUGCUGGGAAGAUUGCCCUAUACACCACUGUCGAUUCCCAAAACCAUUCAACAAAUUAUCAGCUUUUUUUGCAGGUUUGUGGAAAAUUCGGGAAAAAAACUAAAAUUUGAAUCGCCGCGCGCGCGCUAAACUAGUUGCACGCGGAGUCUCGUUGUUUUCUUUUUCUUUUUUUUCGAAAAAAUUUUAAAAUCCGGAAAAUUAUGUUUGAGCGGUGAAAUGGCGAUUUCUGGUGAGUUCUAGAGGGACAAAAUGGGGAACUCACUUUUUUCCAACUGUUUUCCAAGUCCGCUAUUCGCAAAAAUGAUGGUUUUGGGGGGAAAAUCGAAAAAAAAAACAUUUUUCGAAAAAAAUAGGUCACGCAGAAAAUUAACUUUGUGAAGCAAGCGUAGACUUCUGAAAAAAUGUAAAAUUUCACCUUAAAACCAUAAAAUGUUUCCAGCAAAUUCAUAAUGCAAGACAUUUGCACUCUGGACAUCGGCUUCAUCGAUGGCAAUGAAAAACAAUUCAAUCAAUCUCGAGUCGGCGUCUAUCUCUGCCAUACACCAGCCGCAACAUCAGUCAAAGACCUUCAACAUUGGGUGCAACUCGUCAAAUCGCAAAAAGUCGCCAAAUUCGACUAUGGAAUCGAUGGAAACAUCAUCGAAUACGGCAGAAGUACACCGCCCGAAUACGAUUUAUCCAAAAUUCAAACACCCACUUAUUUAUACUGGAGUAAGGAUGAUAUUUUGGCUGACACUCAAGAUAUUCGCGAGACAAUUUGGCGGCAAAUGAAUCACACAAUUGCUGGAAGUCUCGAAAUGCCCCAUUAUAGUCAUAUGGAUUUUGUGUUUGGUGUGAAUGCGGCACAGGAACUCUACCCGAAGAUUAUUGAGAAUAUUCGGAAGGAUUUUGAUGGCUGGAGAAAAUCGAAAAUUCACGGAUUUUGA
This is a messenger RNA of Caenorhabditis angaria, 4393 nucleotides long. The record is from the annotation of a GenBank genome assembly. NCBI's taxonomy places the organism in Eukaryota, Metazoa, Nematoda, Chromadorea, Rhabditida, Rhabditidae.